AAUGAGAAAAAUGGUUUUUACCCGCGCAAGAUGACACAGCAAAACGACAAUGGCGGCACAAAGUCGUGCAACGGCCAUCAGUCGUAUAAAUCUGAGAAGAGUUCAGUUCUGUCUCUUUAUCACACUGAUGAUUUUCAAGUGCAAAUAUUGAUCGGCAAAGGUUUCUACUCUGAUGUAUACAAAGUAACAACAGAGGAUGGUUAUCCUUUGGCUCUUAAGCUUAAUUUGGAUAUUCAGAACAAAUUCAACUGCUUGAGAGAAAUACAAAUACUGCGGCAGCUUAAUCAUCGAAAUGUCCUCGCUUUCAAAGGAGUUUGUGUUUCGCAAGGAGCUUUGCACCCUCUCACGGAGUUUAUGAAUGGGGGCUCACUCGCAGAGUUCAUUGCCUCGGAAGCUGCAAUUGAUUGGAACUCGAAAUGGUUCAUUGCUAAAGAAAUUGCCGCUGCAAUGGAGUACUUGCACAAGCAAGGAUUUUUUCACCGGGAUUUAGCCUCAAAAAAUGUAUUUCUGGAGAAAGAUGAAAUGAAAGGAAUUCAGCGCGCAGUUGUAGGUGAUUUUGGACUCGCCAUCCAAAUUCCGUCAAAACAAGACGCAGUCAAGCUUCCCGUGGUUGGUUCAGCAUUCUGGAUGGCACCAGAAUGUCUCAGCAGACGAGAGAACGAGCCGUAUGAUCACAAAAUUGAUGUGUUCUCGUUCGGAAUAGUUCUGUGUGAACUCUGUGCUCAAGUAGACGCAGAUCCAGAUUUCCUCCCUAGAACUAAUGAUUUCGGAAUUGAUUGGAAUUUGUUCCUGCCAAUGCUUAAUAAAUUCAACUGCCCCUCUUCUUUUGUCAACAUUCUGGAGAAGUGCAAAGAGGUCAACCCAAAUAUUAGACCGGAGUUUACAGAGAUCCGCUGUUUUUUGGAUGACAACGACUCGUCCUCAAAGUCUACCGCACGGCAAAUCAUUACAGGUGCUGGAAAUAUUUUAACCCCGGAUAGUCUUGAAGACUCAACGCGUUCUUCAAAUGUCUUUGAAGCUCCCGGUAACUCAGGAGAUCAUUUUGAUUUUCUGGAAAUAAGAAAACAGAAUCCUUUCCGAUCUAAUUCCAUUUCCCUCCCGUUCAAAUCUGGAGGUUUGAAAAUCUGGGAUCGACCUUCAGAACAAGAAAUAUUCGCAGCGAUGGACAGUGAACUUUGCUUGGCAGUUAAAAGCGCAGGCAUAGAGUUAGACUGGCAUGGCUUGAACGAGGGAAAACGAAACAAAUCUCCUCAGAAAUUAACACGAACUGUUUCGGAUUUAUCGAGUGUGCAUAGCCAAGGUCAUCAAACGCUACCAGUGAAAAGAAAAGGACUGAAACGUGAUGAUAUUGUACAAAGUCAAUUAUCAUUUGCACAGAAACCCUCAUUGAACAAAAGUCAAGUUGUAGUUACACAGUUAGCUCAAACUUCGCACACGCCACCGAUCGAGGAAAACCAAAAAGUUAGCAAUGGCAAUGGUGCUCAAGUAACGAAUAUGAACGGAUUUUUAACAGUUCGAAACUCAAAUAUAGUUACGCGGAAAGAAUUUAUCUCGCCUGGUAUUUCAAAAAUACGUAAGAAGACUCGAAGUUUGCAGAAUUUAACUCGUGAUCGGACUAUUAUUUCAGAAGAGCGAUAUUCGCCACGAUUGAAAAGUUGGGCAACUGUUGAUACUGCUUUAAACAAUUCACUUCUUGAAUGCACCCCAAUUUACACUCGAGGCGAAGAAGAGGAGAACGACAGUUCCGAACUACUUCGAGCGUCACAUCACGAGGACAGCAAGAAGCAGUCGGAACAUGACAUAGAACAAAGUGAAAACGUGAGCCUCGAAAACAUAAAUGUGAGUCUUGACAACGUGAGCUCAUCGGAGAAGUCUCACCCUGACAUUCAGCUAAAGCAAAAUUUGUGUGAGCAAGUCGAUGAGAUGUUCAAUUUUCUUUCGUAUGAGUCAGAGAGUGAUUUGACGUCAUUGCCUCAUAGUCCGGAAAGGGGGCUGGUGGGUUCCAGUGGAAGUAUAGAUCAACAGCCUUCGGCAGAGUCUUCUCAGACGGAAAAAGGUGUCCAAAGCGACAGUUCGAAGGCUAAAGAAAAGGAAGCUAUGGACACCAAUUACAGUGACGAGUUACGAGUAUUCACGUAUCCCUCGAGUGACAGGUUUCACGCGAGAUUAGACGACGAAGAGAGAAAGAAUUCAAACCUGGAGACUGUGGUCAUGAGUCAACCCGAAAAAAGAGUAGAGCCAUAUCCCCUCAGUAACCAGACCGAAGACCUUUCUAAACAGAACAUUCUGCGAGUGAAGAGAAAAAAGACAAACGGAGCAGAUAUUUGUCCAUGCAACUGCAGAGUGUGCUGAAAAUAAGUCUAUCUUUAAAAUUUAUAUCAUUUUCCGCUGCUAUUCAUAUCAGAUUCCUCAAUUUAUAUAAAUGAUUGUGAUUUGAAACUGAGUAAGAACUUCUGCUCGAUGGUACAGUUUUUAAAUUGGCCGAAAUUAAGCGCUAUUUUAAAAUCGCUGGUUAUUUCUGCAAUUGUUGAGACAGGAUUGACCUGAUACUUGUUUUCGUUGGUUGAUAUGAUUGAUGAAUUACUUUCUAGUGAAAAAAUUGGGUAUUUUAUAAAAAAAAAAGUCAAUCAGUCAUUAUCCUUGCGAUAAGCAGGGGUAUUGCAAUCGUGUAUUAUCCUUGCGAUAAGCAGGGGUAUUGCAAUCGUGUACUAGAUUUUUUUUCGUAAAUAAUUUUGUUCACAGGUCUCUCCUCGUGUAUCCUGGACUCAUUACUAUCGAGUGUUUCUGUUUCAACAGACAAACUUUGAGCAUGUUAGCAAUUUAAAUGUCUGGUCUUUUUGAAGUUUGCCUUUUAGCCUGGUUGUAUUUUACCUACCCGAUUUUUACUUUUUUCUUUAAACUUUUUAAACCCGAUUAAAGUUUUUUCUUUAUUUUUUUGUCUUUUUUCGGCUUAAUAGGUUUCCGCGUAGUUUAUAUGGACUUAGUGGCCUCUUAAUGCGUUGUUUAUGGACCGAAAAAAAAUCGAUGUAUUUUUGUGUUUAAAUGGUAAGGGGACAUGAGAUUUUUUUGAAUUUUGAAUUUUUUCAAUGCUUUU
Molecule: messenger RNA, 3094 nt
Organism: Symsagittifera roscoffensis
Lineage: Eukaryota; Metazoa; Xenacoelomorpha; Acoela; Convolutidae
Exons: 11
Coding region: 31-2352 (773 amino acids)
Biological process (GO): actin cytoskeleton organization; protein phosphorylation
Cellular component (GO): nucleus; cytoplasm
Molecular function (GO): ATP binding; protein tyrosine kinase activity; protein serine/threonine kinase activity
Source: RefSeq, a predicted model, not a curated record